AAACCGUGUAAGCUAUAAAGAAGUUACAGGGGAGCGUUUUAGACUUCCAAUUAGGAAUAAUACUAGCUUCGAAGCAACUACCGAGGAGGAGGAUUCUAAAACCACCUCACCCGUCCCAAGGCCCGCAUUCCCCUCCUUCUCUCAUGCACCCCUCCCCCAAUUCAUAACCAUGAAAAAGGAGCCAGGGCGCGCUCUGCUCCUCUCUGCGAGUGGAAAGCCGAGAGGCCCGCGGAGUUGCUUAGUUGGACGGUAGGCAUGAGUGCAAUUAAGAGGCGGGCGCCUCUGCACCUUUUGCCGCCAGCGGGGACUGAAGCGGCCUGAAAGAAGUUGUCUGGGAUUCCUGUUCCCCCCAAAAGGGCUCGGAGCCGCCUCCAAUGCCGCGAGACUGAAGAGUAAACGUCGGGGGUUAUUAUGUCGAUUUUUCGAGGACCCGGGUUCGCAGCGCGGAAUCGAAGAAAAGUCUGGCUCCUCAGGGGUCCUGCUGGCAUUUGACACCCGGAGCCCCCCAGGAUUGCCCAAAUUGCCGUGGAUCAGCAACUUUCCUAUACUCAAGAAAAUAUUUUCAUUUCGCAGCUCUGGCCUUUUAACUACCAUCUGUACAUUCUCUUCGGUGCGAAGACUUCAGCCUCUUCGUUCCAAGUAUGCUUUAUGUUUUUGUCAAAAAUGAUCUCUAAUUGAAAGUUUAUUUUUGGUUUUGGAUGAAUCUGUGGAGCUUACGUUGUAAGAAAAAAGGGGGAACGAGACACAAUGAAAGAGAAGUCCAAAAAUGCUGCCCGGACUAGGAGGGAGAAGGAAAACAGUGAAUUUUUUGAACUGGCUAAAUUACUGCCUUUGCCCUCGGCUAUCACCUCGCAGCUGGACAAAGCAUCCAUAAUCAGACUCACCACCAGCUAUCUCAAAAUGAGAGUGGUGUUCCCGGAAGGGCUCGGCGAGGCGUGGGGCCACUCGAGUCGGACCAGCCCCCUGGACAACGUGGGUCGCGAACUGGGCUCCCACCUGCUCCAGACCCUAGAUGGCUUCAUCUUUGUGGUGGCCCCAGAUGGGAAAAUCAUGUACAUCUCGGAGACAGCCUCAGUCCACCUGGGUCUUUCUCAGGUAGAACUGACCGGGAACAGUAUUUAUGAAUACAUUCACCCGGCUGACCACGACGAGAUGACCGCGGUACUCACGGCCCACCAACCCUACCACUCUCACUUCGUACAGGAGUACGAGAUGGAGCGCUCCUUCUUCCUGAGGAUGAAGUGCGUCUUGGCCAAGAGGAAUGCAGGCCUCACCUGCGGUGGCUACAAGGUCAUUCACUGCAGUGGCUACCUGAAGAUCCGACAGUACAGCCUGGACAUGUCCCCCUUCGACGGCUGCUACCAGAAUGUGGGUCUGGUGGCCGUGGGCCACUCGCUGCCACCCAGCGCUGUCACGGAGAUCAAGCUGCACAGCAAUAUGUUCAUGUUCCGCGCCAGCCUGGACAUGAAGCUCAUCUUCUUGGACUCCAGGGUGGCAGAGCUGACGGGGUACGAGCCUCAGGACCUGAUUGAGAAGACCCUGUACCACCACGUGCAUGGCUGCGACACCUUCCAUCUGCGCUGCGCGCACCAUCUGCUGCUGGUGAAGGGGCAAGUGACUACCAAGUACUACAGGUUCCUGGCGAAGCACGGUGGCUGGGUGUGGGUGCAGAGCUACGCGACCAUCGUGCACAACAGCCGCUCGUCCAGGCCACACUGCAUCGUCAGCGUCAACUACGUUCUCACAGACACAGAAUACAAAGGCCUGCAGCUCUCCCUGGAUCAGAUCUCAGCCUCCAAACCAGCCUUCUCCUAUGCCAGCAGCUCUACCCCCACCAUGACUGACAACAGGAAGGGGGCCAAGUCCCGGCUCUCCAGCUCAAAGUCAAAAUCCAGGACUUCCCCAUACCCUCAGUAUUCAGGAUUUCACACGGAAAGAUCUGAAUCUGAUCAUGACAGCCAGUGGGGUGGAAGUCCCCUGACAGACACAGCCUCUCCACAGCUCCUGGACCCCGCGGACAGGCCCAGCUCUCAGCAUGACACGUCGUGUGCCUAUAGACAGUUCUCAGACCGCAGCUCUCUGUGCUACGGCUUUGCGCUCGACCAUUCCAGGCUGGUGGAGGAGAGGCAUUUCCACACCCAGGCCUGUGAGGGAGGCCGGUGCGAGGCAGGCAGGUACUUCCUGGGAAAGCCACAGGCCAGGAGGGAGCCCUGGUGGGGCUCUCGAGCAGCCUUGCCCCUAACUAAGGCCUCCCCAGAGAGCAGAGAAGCCUAUGAAAACAACAUGCCUCACAUCGCCUCAGUCCACAGGAUCCACGGGCGAGGUCAUUGGGAUGAAGAUAGUGUGGUCAGUUCUCCAGACCCCGGGUCUGCCAGCGAAUCAGGCGACCGAUAUCGCCCUGAGCCAUAUAGUAGCCCACAUGAACCUAGCAAAAUUGAAACUCUUAUAAGAGCCACCCAGCAGAUGAUUAAAGAAGAAGAGAACAGAUUGCAGCUAAGGAAAGCACCCCCAGACCAACUGGCUUCCAUUAACGGAGCUGGGAAAAAACACUCCCUCUGUUUUGCAAACUACCAGCAGCCCCCACCAACAGGCGAAGUCUGUCACAGCUCUGCUCUUGCCAGUACUUCACCAUGUGACCAUAUCCAGCAGAGAGAGGGAAAGAUGCUGAGCCCCCAUGAAAAUGACUAUGACAACAGCCCCACUGCACUGUCUCGGAUAAGUAGCCCCAGUUCAGAUCGCAUUUCAAAAUCCAGUUUGAUCCUAGCCAAAGACUAUCUACAUUCGGAUAUAUCGCCUCAUCAGACAGCAGGAGACCAUCCUGCCGUCUCUCCAAACUGCUUUGGCUCUCACCGGCAGUAUUUUGAUAAGCAUGCUUACACAUUAACUGGAUACGCCCUGGAGCACUUGUAUGACAGCGAAACCAUUAGAAACUAUUCCUUGGGCUGUAAUGGCUCACACUUUGACGUAACUUCCCAUCUAAGGAUGCAGCCAGACCCUGCACAAGGACACAAGGGAACAUCUGUUAUAAUAACCAAUGGAAGCUGAUGUUUUUCUAAAAUAUUUUGUUCUUUAAGGAUCUCUGAAACAUAUUUAUGUUUGAAUGCCCCAUUACCAGCAUUUACUAUGCCACAGAAUAUUAGUGAGGAUAACCUAAGUUACUCGGUAUUUGACAUGUGUUCCUGUAAAAACAAAGAAAACAUAGCACUAAUAUUCAGAGUUAUAUGCAGAUAAUGGAGCUAAAGUGAAUACACAAAUUGCCCCUCUAAUUAUAUGGAAAGUAGAAUAGAUAAAUUCUGAACUGAAAAAUACUCAUGUAGAUCAAGUGGUCAGUCUAUAUACCCCAUGAAAGGACUGAUAGAUGACAACAUCACAUUUUGACGAUCCAGUGAACAUCACACACUCAGACUGCUAUUCACAAACUGCUGUGCACAUGUCACAUGUAGAAAUACAGAAUUUGUGCCAUAAAAUACACAAAAAGUGUGUAACUUUUCUUACCCUAGCCUAUUAAGCUUCUAAAUGAUGUAAAGAAAUUUCUAUCCCCAAAAUUACGAGAAACAGAGAGAGAGAGAGAUACAUCUUGUGAACUUCUUUCUUUGUGGUUGCAACAAGCAAGCUCAUUUGGCUCAGGCAUAAAUUAAGGAAAUGGUUCUGGAUAUGGUACAAGAAUGAGUUUUCACCUGGUAUCCAUUAUCAGCAAUCAGGAAGUGGUGAUUUUUCACCUUACUUUGGAGUUCGACAACGAACAGUGUUGCAUUGACAUAGCAGUAAUACUUUUGCUAAAUAGAAGCACUGAGAUAUCGGGACACACAUCAAAAACCUCAAUCGGUGUGCUCAACUGGAAGUAGUUUACUGAAGGUAGAAAUACCAUAGGCAGACAAAAAUGAAACAAUAUCUAAAAACAAACAAGCAUUCAGCGUAUGUGUGCCACAUAGUAAUCAACACAUUUGAGGCUUAUAAAACCAACCAGACAAAAAAUUCAAACCAAUUCACCAAGAAAAAAGCACGAUGAGUAAGUUAUGAAAAAUAACCAAGGGAAACCAGGAAAGUGCUAUAUGAAAGCAGUGUGUUUGCAAACGUUUCAAAACACAGAUGUGCAAAUGUGACAACAUGUGGAACGCCUCAGUAGAGAGUCUAAGAGAAAAGCUUAGGCUGAUAGACAAGAGGUUAAAAGGGGCAAGAGUAGUACUCUGAUGGAAGGAGCAGGAAAAGUGUCUGUAAACAAACAGACUUGUGGUAUAGUAGAGAGACCAACAAGACUAGAUGUCAAGAUCUCUAGGUUCCAGUUCUGACCCUGCCUGUCAUUUAUUUUGUGACCAUAGAUGCAUUACUUAUCACAUCUAGAUGAUGUUUCCUGAUCUGUAAGGAAGCUCCAAAAUUCCGUGGUUCUGUGGUUCAUUAGAGCAGCAGAACUGAACUUGUUACCUAGUUAAUGUUCUGCUGUGAGUUGUCAAGACUGAUCAUGAUGGCUUUUCUGCACUCACACAGAAGUUUAGCUGCCUUGUAGCUCAAGCAGGUGCAUGGGCUUUUUUGGCA
Trichechus manatus latirostris (Florida manatee) is the source of this 4533-nucleotide messenger RNA. RefSeq names its product SIM bHLH transcription factor 1 (gene SIM1). Bases 748 to 3045 code for a protein of 765 amino acids. The transcript is spliced from 12 exons. NCBI's taxonomy places the organism in Eukaryota, Metazoa, Chordata, Mammalia, Sirenia, Trichechidae. Gene Ontology annotation, biological process: regulation of transcription by RNA polymerase II. Gene Ontology annotation, molecular function: RNA polymerase II transcription regulatory region sequence-specific DNA binding; DNA-binding transcription factor activity, RNA polymerase II-specific; protein dimerization activity. The record is from RefSeq and is a predicted model, not a curated record.